Molecule: messenger RNA, 1236 nt
Organism: Egretta garzetta (little egret)
Lineage: Eukaryota; Metazoa; Chordata; Aves; Pelecaniformes; Ardeidae
Product: carboxypeptidase A1-like
Exons: 10
Coding region: 1-1236 (411 amino acids)
Biological process (GO): proteolysis
Molecular function (GO): metallocarboxypeptidase activity; zinc ion binding
Source: RefSeq, a predicted model, not a curated record
AUGAGGGCCGUCGCGCUGCUGGCUGCCCUGGUGGCAGUGGCCGCUGGCACCGAGACUUUUGUUGGGCACCAGGUGCUGCGCAUCGUCCCCACCAACGAUGAGGAGCUCCAGAAGGUGCAGGAGCUGCAGGACCUCGAGGAGCUGCAGCUGGAUUUCUGGCUGUCUCCCCGCGGCCCCGGCUAUGCGGUCGAUGUCCGUGUGCCCUUCCCCAGCCUGCAGCCCCUCAAAGCCCACCUGGAGGCCAAUGGCAUCUCCUACUCCAUCAUGAUCGAGGACGUGCAGGUCAGCGGUGGUGGAGGGGAGGUGCCGCUCUCCACCAACACCUUUGAGUACUCCACCUACCACAGCCUGGAUGAGAUCUACUCCUUCAUGGACCUGCUGGUGGCUGAAAACCCCAACCUGGUCAGCAAGCUCGAGAUCGGCCGGUCGACAGAGAACCGCCCCCUCUAUGUGCUCAAGUUCAGCAAAGGGGGAACAAACCGCCCAGCCGUCUGGAUUGACACCGGCAUCCACUCCCGUGAAUGGGUGACGCAGGCCAGUGGUGUCUGGUUCGCCAAGAAGAUUGUCCUGGAUCAUGAGAAUGACCAAGGUCUGGCCUCCAUCCUGGACAGGAUGGACAUCUUCCUGGAGAUUGUCACCAACCCGGAUGGCUUCGUCUUCACCCAAACCCAGAACCGCAUGUGGCGCAAGACCAGGUCCAAGCACUCGGGCUCUGCUUGCAUCGGUGUGGACCCCAACCGCAACUGGGACGCAGGUUUCGGAGGACCCGGGGCCAGCAGAAACCCCUGCUCGGAGACGUACCACGGACCCUACGCCAACUCGGAGCCCGAGGUGAAGGCCAUCGUGGACUUUGUGAAUAACCACGGGAACAUCAAGGCUUUCGUCUCCAUCCACAGCUACUCCCAACUCCUGCUCUACCCCUACGGCUACACCAGCACCCCAGCGCCUGACCAGUCCGAACUGCACCAAAUUUCCAAGGCGGCGGUCGCAGCUCUGUCAUCUCUGUACGGCACUAAGUACAAGUACGGCAGCAUCAUCACCACCAUCUAUCAAGCGAGCGGAGGAACCAUCGACUGGACGUACGAUCAGGGCAUUAAGUACUCCUUCACCUUCGAGCUGCGGGACACAGGGCGUUACGGGUUCCUGCUCCCCGCCAAACAGAUCGUCCCGACGGCCGAGGAGACGUGGCUGGCGCUGAAGGUCAUCAUGCUCCAUGCGCGGGACCAUCUCUACUAA